Molecule: messenger RNA, 1844 nt
Organism: Pomacea canaliculata
Lineage: Eukaryota; Metazoa; Mollusca; Gastropoda; Architaenioglossa; Ampullariidae
Product: galactose-3-O-sulfotransferase 2-like
Exons: 1
Coding region: 193-1629 (478 amino acids)
Biological process (GO): glycolipid biosynthetic process
Cellular component (GO): membrane
Molecular function (GO): galactosylceramide sulfotransferase activity
Source: RefSeq, a predicted model, not a curated record
CCUUUAAAAUAUACAAAGGGUUUGUUCAAUAAAGAAUUCGUUCGUUUUCUCUUUCUUUCUCUCUCUCUCUCGUUCAUACACACACAAAGCAGGAGUGAAUGAUGUGUCUUUGAGGCCAGGUGUCGUUUAACAGUUCUCAUACUCUUGGCAUCGUUGUUGCUCUGACACGUCACUUGGUUCUGUUGUCACAGCAUGCUGGCCUUGUGCCUGUCCCUGGUGUGCCUGCUCAUACUGCCCCACCUACCAUACCAUCCGUUUCAAGUGGCCCCCGCUGUGCUGCGCGCGCAUCAUACAGACACCGGAAACUGGUGCAGGCAGUACAUCGUGUCGCUCCUGCAUCCUGGGACAAAGAAUGAGGACAGUUCCACUCCCAAGCCUAAUGUUGAGGUUACUGACAGCAGCAUGGGAGACCUCCGUCACAGAUUUUUAUCUCACGACUCCAUCCUUCAUGAAGAAACAGCAACUGACUUUAUGGGCAAGACCGAGCUAGGAUGGGAACAGUGGAAUCAACAAAGCUUCUGCCAUUGUUCAGAGCCACUGCGCUGCACGCCACAUCAUCACGUGGCCUUUGUCAAAGUGCACAAGGCUGCCAGCUCCACUGUAGCCAACAUCCUCCAGCGGUUUGGCUACAAGCGGGGACUCAACUUCGCCUUACCCGACAAGCGCCUGCACUCGCGCGCUGCCAACUACUUGUCCAAACCAGGAGAUAUUCUCACUCGACACUCCGUGCUGCCGGUGCCAAAAGGUGCUCAUUACGACAUUCUGUGGAACCACGCCGUGUACAACCUUUCGGCCUUCCGGGAUAUCAUGCCGCCGGACACGGCUUACAUCACCAUCGUGCGUGAGCCCUUCCAGCAGUUUGUGUCCGCCUUUUUGUACUACCACCCAGAGGCACUACCUCCAAUACAGGCCAACAGGUCGACCAUAAAUGAGACGAACCCAGUCUCCGACUUUCUGUACAACGGGGCGAAACACAAUUUGAUGAGUUACUACCGCAACAAACAGGCUGAGGACCUAGGAAUGACGCUGCAUCACGUGACGAACGCCAUCCUGCGCCACCAGUAUAUCAAGCAGCUGGAAGCCGAUUUCCACCUCGUCAUGAUCACCGAGUUCUUCGACGAGUCACUGGUGCUGCUGCGGCGCCUGCUGCGCUGGGACGUGCUAGACAUCCUGUACAUCCCUAUGAACACCAACGUCAAGAGCAGACCGUUCCGCUUUUCCGACGCCGAUCGCGCGCGGCAUCGUCUGCUGGCCCCUGUCGACUACGACCUGUACGAGUUCUUCCGGAACAGACUUGUCAAUAUCGUGAAGAAUCAAUCAGACGAUUUCCGGAUGGAGGUUCAGCAAUUCAAAAACAUCGUCUUGCAGGUCCAGUCAUUUUGUCAGAGUAGUGCGUCAAGAAUAUCGCUUCCACCGAUGAACGUUUCUUCCUGCUCCAACACGAGUAUCAAGGUGACCCGCAUGGAUUGCCAUCUAAUGACUAUGCUAGAGCUGGAUUUCCUUGAAGUCCUCUGGAGAAGAGCAGUCAGUUUGCUUCCUCAGAAGGAACAACUAAAACGAUUGGCAACUGCCUACAGUCGGCGCCAACAUCGCAGUCGUUUCGGCCACUCGUCAGGGCGCAAGCACUAGUUCUUUAUGUAGCGUUCCGCUAAAAAGUUUGCUAUCUGAAACACCUCCAAAUGUUAGACGUUAGCUGGUGAUGACGGCUAAACGUCAGCUGGUGACGACAAGACCACUUAUGCGUCAGCUGAUGACGACAAGACUGGCUGUAUGUCAGCUGAUGACGAAAAGACUCUUCGGACGUCAGCUGGUGACGACAAGACUGGCUGCACGUCAAAUGGUGA